CAGUUGCCAAUGCAUGUCGAGCUUCCACCCGAACUAUGCGAGUCUGUCGUCAAUCACAUCCCCGCCGACGAUAUCGCCACCAUCCGCAGCUGCUUGCUCGUCUCCCGGGCAUACUGCGAUGCAUCUGAACGGCGCCUAUUCGCCCACGUUCGUCUUGGCGAGGCCGCGCGUCCCUACUCUAGGAUCGCAGAACUCUUCGCGGCCCGGCCCCACCUGGCCGCAUACGUCACCAGCAUGCGGCUCGAGCUUCCCGACGACGAGGACCGGUGGCGCGAGGAGAAACCCAUCGCUGAGUCGGUUUUUCGGCCGCUGAGGAAUAUCGCGCAACUGGAUAUAGACGGCGGGAUGCCAGUCCAACCCGAAUCCCCGCUUGUCGGCUUGAGAAUACGGGCCCUAGGAUGGAUGCUGGGCGUCCUUGAAGCGCAUGGGACUCUGCAGCACAUCAUGCUCUGGCAUGUCUCCCUCACAAAAUCACUAUUCCAUCGCGUCAUCUCGGUUGUGCCAUCCCUCAACCUUCACGGUGCAGGCCUCAUUGAUGAACCCGAGUUUGAGAUGUUCCCCGGCACGCCUACUCCCGUCCCCCAGAAGUCUAUUGAGCAUUUGGAGAAUGACUCGAGCAUAAAGCUGUAUGAUCUGCUGCUCCGCCCAGAGUACGAGCAAUGUGUGGCAGGCCUGCGCAGCUGGACGCAUCGCCGUUUCAUCGAGCCGGAAGAACUCCGGCCCUGCUUUCUCUCUGCCGCAACGUUGGAAUACCUAGAGCUCCGCCUGGCUAGCGAUUGGAUAUGUCACAUUGCAAUGGUACACGCCCUCCGGCUCCCGUCCAGCAUGCCGGCCUUGGUCCAGCUGGUCCUCCGGAUCAACCCGUGCACCCCGCCGCCAUGCGUCAUCGAGCUGCUGUCCAGCAACGGUGCCCCCGCGCUGGCCGUGCUGCUGUUUCGCUUCACCGAGCCGCCCCUGGUCGACCCUGAGGAUGCGCGGUACUCGUUUGACCCCGAGACGUUUGCGGCGCUCGACGACGCGGUCGUGGCCCACCCGAGCCUCCGCGCGGUGGAGUGGCGGCUCCUGUUCCGCCGGUGGGACAUGAAGCGCGUCCGGCCCGGGCCCCACCUCAGCCCGCCGGUGCAGUUUUUGAUCAACGCAUUGCAUGCUUAUCUCCCACAGGCAUGUCGGAAGGAGAUCGUGCGCCUGAGCGAUGACUUUUUGAAGAUGUUUGAAUAA
Messenger RNA from Mycena indigotica, 1218 nucleotides. RefSeq lists its product as uncharacterized. Lineage: Eukaryota; Fungi; Basidiomycota; Agaricomycetes; Agaricales; Mycenaceae. The transcript is spliced from 2 exons. The record is from RefSeq and is a predicted model, not a curated record. Bases 10 to 1218 code for a protein of 402 amino acids.